Molecule: messenger RNA, 1482 nt
Organism: Chaetomium fimeti
Lineage: Eukaryota; Fungi; Ascomycota; Sordariomycetes; Sordariales; Chaetomiaceae
Product: autophagy protein Apg6-domain-containing protein
Exons: 2
Coding region: 1-1482 (493 amino acids)
Biological process (GO): late endosome to vacuole transport; cellular response to nitrogen starvation; autophagosome assembly
Cellular component (GO): fungal-type vacuole membrane; phosphatidylinositol 3-kinase complex, class III, type II; phagophore assembly site
Source: RefSeq, a predicted model, not a curated record
AUGUAUUGUCAAAAAUGCCGAACUCCGCUCCGGCUUGACGGUUCGCUAGAAGACUUGAAUCCAGCAGCAUAUGAUCUCCUCGUCGCAACACAUUCGCAGCAAGCCCCCAAAAAACUGACCACACCACGAACUCUCCACUCCCAAGACCGCGCCCGGAAGGCGACGUACGACCGAGCGGCCCGAAAUGCACCACCCCCGGUAUUCAAGCGUCACGGAGGGGCUGGCCGUGGCGACGGCCAUGCACGCGAUAACUCCGCCAUGUCAUUCAUCUUCCUUACCGAGUCCCAAAUAGCCCCGCCGAACCCCGCCUUGCAAAGGAAUCAGCAGCUUCAACAUGCCUCUCCGCCGCCCACGGGCACCACAGACAGUCCCGAGGACGAAGACGAUACCAACAAAUCGUACGAGAUGGAGCGCAUCACCAAACUCUUCGAGAUUCUCUCUGCCCGCUCCGACAUCGACCACCCUGUCUGCGUUGACUGCACAGACGUGCUGCUGGAGGAGCUGCAGAAGAAGCUGGAGAUCACGACACGGGAGCGAGAUGCAUUCAUUGCGUUCCUAAAGGACAUACAAGCCAGCAAACCUACGGAUGGCGAGCUACAGGCUCGGGAGGAGGCUCUUCGGAAAGCCCAACAGGCGGAGGCCGCGGCACGCGAGGAGAUUCGCCAGCUGGAACGGGAAAAGGAAUCGUUCGACGCCGAACUCCGUGCCCUGGAAGGAGUCAGCCAGCAACUAGACGCCGAAGAAGAAGCGUUUUGGCGGGAUCGGAACUCCUUUGCGAGUCGGCUCGCCGACUUCCAAAAUGAGCGGGACAGCAUCAACAGCAAGUUCGACCAUGACUCGCGCCAACUGGAAAAGUUGCAACGCAGUAACGUCUACAACGACACUUUCUGGAUUAGUCAUGACGGCACUUUCGCUACUAUCAACGGCCUUCGGCUAGGCCGCCUCUCUAGCAACCCUGUUGACUGGCCGGAGAUCAACGCCGCGUGGGGCCACGCCCUGCUUUUGUUGUUCACCGUCGCCGACAAGCUGGGUUUCCGCUUCGAGGGCUACGAGCUCCAACCCAUGGGCUCAACAUCCCGCAUCAUACGCUACGACCAGCCCUCCCCAUCAUCUAGCCGGUCAGGCGGCGCUUCGGCCCGUAGCGCUCCCCCGCCUCCUCCCAAACGGCACGUCCUCGAUCUCUAUUCAUCGGGUGACAUGCCCCUGGGUUUGACCUUCAUGCAUCGCAAAUUCGACAACGCCAUGACGGCGUUUCUAGAACUAGUUCGCCAGCUUGGCGCCCAUGUGUACGCGCAGACGGCCGCCGAGGGUAAUCCCCUAAGCCUUCCCUACCCCAUCGAAGGCGACAAGAUAGGGGAAGUUAGCAUACGGCUAGGUGUAGCCCAGGACGACGGUUGGACGAAGGCUUGUAAGAUGACGCUGACGUGCUGUAAGUUCCUGUUGGCGCACGCGAGCAAUGUUAAUGGAGCAACGGCUGGUUGA